Messenger RNA from Fraxinus pennsylvanica, 420 nucleotides. Lineage: Eukaryota; Viridiplantae; Streptophyta; Magnoliopsida; Lamiales; Oleaceae. The record is from the annotation of a GenBank genome assembly.
AUGUCAGCAGACAAUCUCAGUGUAACAGAGUCGCAAUCAAUAAUAAUAACUGAAAAAAUGAGAAUAACCAGAAUUAGGAAAAGGGUAAUUGAACCAGGACAUAUGCCAGCUUUAGAAUCCAACCAUCAGUGGCUAUCUAAAGAACCUCAGAUGGUAUUCACAGUAAAGGUUCAAAAAUCAGAAACAUUAGAUGAUGCCUGUGUAUACUUCAAUUGGGUGAAAGAUGCCGCUUUAAGUGGGGAAUCUGAUUCCGUUAGUAAUGUGGUGAAUCAUGCGCCGAACGAGGACGAUGAAGAGUUGUCAAGAUUGUUGGACCGGUUAGCUAGAAUUAGCGAGAAACGAGGCAUCGACAUGCAAAUUACUUUCAGCAAGGGAAAAGAAAUUGCCAAAUGUGGUGGCGAAGGAAAGGGUUCGGAAUGA